AUGUUAAAGAAGAGAUUAGGCCCUGAUUCUUAUUUAAUAGGUGCCCCUACUGGUGUUGCAGCUGUUUUAAUUAAUGGUAAAACACUACAUUCAUUAUUUAAAUUGCCAAGGAAUAGUUCAGAUUUCAAAGAACUUAAAGGAGAAGCAGCCAGAGAGUUAGCAAACAUGUUUGAAACUGUUAAAUAUCUGAUUUUGGAUGAAUGGUCAAUGUGUGGUUGUGCUACUUUAUCUAUGAUUGAUGAACGGUGUAAGCAAGCUACAGGAAAUUAUGAAGAAGAUUUUGGUGGCUUGUAUGUAAUGUUAUUGGGUGAUGGAAAACAACUUCCACCUGUAAAUGAUGCAUCAUUAUAUUCGAAAAUUCAAAAUAAUGACAGAGCUAGGAAAGGAAAACUUCUUAUCAACAACUUUAAAGGAAGAUUUACUUUAUCAACUUCUCAUCGCCAACAAGGAGACCAUGAAUUUUUGAAAAUAUUAGACAAUGUUGGAGAUGCUAAUGUUUCUGAUGAAGAUUUCAAAACCUUAGCUAGUCGGUUUGAUUACAAGAUAUCAUCUGAAGAAAAACAAAGUUUUGAAGAUGCUAUAAGGCUGUUUUCCAAAAAGGCAGAUAGAGCAACUUCAGACAAAGCUGAGGGUUUAGAAAGGUACCUUUAUUUGGCAAAGAAUUGUAAAAUUAUGUUACGUUCUAACCUAUGGCUUGAAAAAGGAUUGGUAAAUGGGGCAAUGGGAAGAAUUCAUGAUGUAAUUUUUGAUCCUGCUUGCCCUGACAUGCCAGCAGUUUUACUAUGUGAAUUUGAAAAUUACACAGGACCCUCAUUGAUUCCAAAUUUGAAGGUAGUUCCAAUUAAACCUGUUUUAAAAUCAUGGUCAGACAAAGGACAGAACUGCACUAGGUUUCAAUUUCCUGUGUGUUUAGCUUAUGCAGUGUCAAUUCACAAGUCCCAAGGAAUGACAUUAGAUAAGGCAGUUGUUAAUAUUGGACCAAGUGAAUUUGCCUUUGGGUUAUCAUAUGUGGCCUUUUCUCGUGUCAGAAAAUUAAGUGACAUGAUGAUUUAUCCAUUUUUAUCUCAGCGAUUAAAAAGUUUAAGUUUGAUUCCUGCUCUUCAACAUAGAAAUGAUUUUAUGAAUCUAAAAGACAGUUCUACUGGUCCAGGGUCUCUAAAUACCUUCUUCAAGAUACAACUUAUGAUUCAAUAA
Thrips palmi is the source of this 1194-nucleotide messenger RNA. Its product is annotated as ATP-dependent DNA helicase PIF1-like. Lineage: Eukaryota; Metazoa; Arthropoda; Insecta; Thysanoptera; Thripidae. Bases 1 to 1194 code for a protein of 397 amino acids. The record is from RefSeq and is a predicted model, not a curated record. Gene Ontology annotation, biological process: DNA repair; telomere maintenance. The transcript is spliced from 5 exons. Gene Ontology annotation, molecular function: DNA helicase activity.